CUGAGGAUGUCGAAAUCCCAGUUUCCGAGCCAACAAUGAUGCAUGAUUUUGCUAUCACUGAGAAGUUUGUGAUUGUGCCUGAUCAGCAAGUGGUGUUCAAGAUGUCGGAAAUGAUAAGGGGCGGCUCGCCCGUCGUCUAUGACAAGCAAAAAAUAUCGAGGUUUGGAGUAUUGGACAAGUACUCGAAAGAUGCUUCUGGUAUGAAGUGGAUUGAGGUGCCUGAUUGUUUUUGCUUUCACCUCUGGAAUGCAUGGGAAGAGCCAGAAACUGAUGAAAUUGUAGUCAUUGGUUCGUGUAUGACUCCACCAGACUCGAUUUUCAACGAAUGUGACGAGGAAUUAAAGAGUGUUUUAUCCGAAAUUCGGCUAAAUUUAAAGACUGGAAAUUCUACUAGGAGGCCUAUCAUGUCUGAGAAGGAUCAAGUGAAUUUAGAGGCAGGAAUGGUUAAUCGGAACAAGCUCGGCAGAAAAACCCGCUACGCAUAUCUUGCCAUUGCAGAGCCAUGGCCUAAAGUUUCUGGUUUUGCUAAAGUUGAUAUUUUCACUGGUGAAGUGAACAAGUAUUUUUACGGCGAUGAAAAAUAUGGUGGCGAGCCUUUUUUCCUCCCUCGAGAUCCUAAUUGUGAAGCAGAAGACGACGGAUACAUUCUAGCCUUCGUGCACGACGAAAAGGCGUGGAAAUCAGAGCUACAAAUUGUUAAUGCCAUGACUAUGAAAUUGGUGGCCACAGUCAAGCUCCCAUCAAGAGUUCCUUAUGGUUUCCAUGGCACAUUCAUAAGCGCUAACGACCUAGCAAAUCAAGCCUAAUCUAUGGCGUAUCAAGCUUGUAUUUUUUGAUUUUCUCAGGAGAGAUUUACCAGAGGGCUGGUUUGCAAUACAACCCCGGAAUCUCCUUCCUGUUUUAGAAGAACCCUCUUUCAUAUGGAUGGAGGUGCUAUAUACCUUUUUUUUUUUUUAACCUUUUUUCCAGUUUAUGUGAGAGGUUUUAGUGAACCUGCUUGUAGCUUUUGGAUAGAAAUGGAAGCUCAGCUGGCUUUUGCUUAUUCUUUCACAUAUUAUGUGAAUCAGAAAGUAUAUAUUUACAGGUCCUUGUUUAUACACCCUAUUUGUCCUC
This is a messenger RNA of Olea europaea var. sylvestris, 1113 nucleotides long. Its product is annotated as 9-cis-epoxycarotenoid dioxygenase NCED1, chloroplastic-like. The record is from RefSeq and is a predicted model, not a curated record. NCBI's taxonomy places the organism in Eukaryota, Viridiplantae, Streptophyta, Magnoliopsida, Lamiales, Oleaceae. Gene Ontology annotation, cellular component: chloroplast stroma. The transcript has a single exon. Gene Ontology annotation, biological process: carotene catabolic process. The coding region runs from base 36 to 806 and encodes 256 amino acids. Gene Ontology annotation, molecular function: carotenoid dioxygenase activity.